UUGAUUACCGAUGGAAUUCUAUAGACCUAAACCCGACUGAAAAACAAAGUCACUAAUGAAGCACGGUACAUCGAAACAUCCCAGCAUUUAACGAUUAUUGAUCAUUCCAGAGACAUGUUUAUACCGAAAAUAACAAAAAUAUGUUUAACAGACAGCUCUGAUGGCCUCUUCAUUCAGUGGACAGUUCCUCCAUCACCAACGAUCAUACUGGGCUACAUUUUGGCCUUCAGAAGAAGUGACCUUGACCUUGCUUACAGCAGUUGCACCUUAAUAGGUGCUCAUGUAUCAAGUCAUGUCAUUGCAAUGUCACGUGCAAGUCAACGAUACGAUGUGAAGAUAUCUGCAUUCACAAAUCGUGAAUUUGGAGAUUUUUCCGAUCCGAUCACGUGGUGUUCCUCGGACUGCCAGUUCCCUCGUCGCCAAAACUUGCUACCAAUCCCAACCAUCACAAAAAUCGUGUCUGCCCACGGUGGACACUCCAUACAUGUAUUAUGGAAGAUUCCAGUAGAUGUGUCGAGUUUGAUUGUAGAAAACUUUUUGAUUCUGUAUAAGCGAUGUGGACUUGACACCGAAUUUAAAGAGAAACUUGUUCCAGGAAGUGAGGUAACAAAUCACGUGAUCGUUGGACUGAGUGAAUGUACACUGUACGAAGUCAGAGUAGCAGCAUGUACCUCUCGACUCCGUGGAGGUUGUUCAGCUCCUGCAAUGUUGAGGACUGGUGUGACCAAACCAGACGCUGUCAAGCUGAAAACCUCUAGAGGUCCUGAUUUCAAGCCCAGAAUAAUAAAACUGUAUGAAGCAAUGACAGACAAACGAAAGCUACACAUUGCAUGGAAGAGUCCAGAUCACGUGACCUACCCACCAGUUGACGGAUAUAUCAUUGCAAUAAGAAAGACGUCGAGUUACAAUGUACCAUAUACCAAGCAUUACGUCAGAGAUGCCCAGAGAUGCAGUCACGUGGUUGAUGAUAUUCACGAACAAUAUCCGUAUGAGGUCAAAAUGGCAGCAUUCAAUGCUUUUGGGGAAGGAAAAUAUACAAGAACCAUAGUUGUUGGUAACAACACAAUGAAAUCCGAAGUCCGUGUUCCAAAGACACUGCCUAAGAAACUCAGGAAAUUAUUUCCAGGAUAUUUCAAUGAAGAUGUCACGUGAUCAAUAAAGUGUUGAAAUGCCAA
This is a messenger RNA of Ostrea edulis (European flat oyster), 1175 nucleotides long. RefSeq names its product twitchin-like. The transcript is spliced from 10 exons. The record is from RefSeq and is a predicted model, not a curated record. NCBI's taxonomy places the organism in Eukaryota, Metazoa, Mollusca, Bivalvia, Ostreida, Ostreidae. Bases 115 to 1152 code for a protein of 345 amino acids. Gene Ontology annotation, molecular function: protein binding.